This is a messenger RNA of Neocloeon triangulifer, 752 nucleotides long. RefSeq lists its product as uncharacterized. The record is from RefSeq and is a predicted model, not a curated record. Gene Ontology annotation, biological process: symbiont-mediated perturbation of host defenses. Bases 47 to 634 code for a protein of 195 amino acids. NCBI's taxonomy places the organism in Eukaryota, Metazoa, Arthropoda, Insecta, Ephemeroptera, Baetidae. The transcript is spliced from 3 exons.
UCCUUCAAGCUCAACAAGCAAGACAGUCAUUCGCUAACCAACUGCCAUGGUGAAAGCAUACAUUUUCAUAUUGGGCAUUCUUGUCCCCCUUUCUUGGGCCAGCUUUUGCCCAGAGCUAGAAGGAAAGCUUGAUUUCAAGCCAGAAAAGUUUGUUGGUCAAUGGUAUUACGCUGCAUACAACACUAAUCCAAACCGACCGUGGCAAAUUAAAUGUGCAGAAUUCAAUGUGACCUCUAGGCAAGUGGAAAACACCGGUCGACACAAAUUGAACUACCUGUUCAGCUACAUUUCCAACGAGCGCAAAAUCUACGUCACCAUGCACACCGAGAGCGUUGACCCCGAACUACCCGGAAGCUUCUACAGCGUGGGAAAAAGGGUGCAAUCUGACUUCUGGUCAGACGUGCACAGGGCAGCUAUAGUGGCAACUGAUUACGAAAACUAUGCCGUCGCUAUCUUGUGCUCGCCGGUCUUCAGAGUGGACACUAAAGAUUUUGAGGCCUCUGUGUGGGGUUACAUCUGGACAAGGUCAAGAGUGCUGGAUGACGAAACGUUCAGCGUCCUAAAAAAUGUUCUCAUAGACCACGGAGUGCCCAAGUCGACCAUUCAAGACUCUCGUAACGAGGAAAAUUGUUGAUAUUUUUAUUUAUUAUAUUAAUUAUGCUGCAAUUUCUUUUGCUAACGAAAAUUGGGUAAAUUUUUAACUAUUGAAACAAUAAAAAUUGAAAUUAAACUGUCGAAAACGUUUUCUUUUG